Messenger RNA from Tachyglossus aculeatus (Australian echidna), 5460 nucleotides. It is a transcript of the gene PHACTR2, whose product is annotated as phosphatase and actin regulator 2. Gene Ontology annotation, biological process: actin cytoskeleton organization. The record is from RefSeq and is a predicted model, not a curated record. Bases 95 to 2011 code for a protein of 638 amino acids. Gene Ontology annotation, molecular function: actin binding. The transcript is spliced from 13 exons. Lineage: Eukaryota; Metazoa; Chordata; Mammalia; Monotremata; Tachyglossidae.
CUGAUAAUCAGGGGGAGGGCAGUGAGCUGGUUAGAGAGGAAAAGAAGAGCACCGGCUGGCUCUCUGUACAACUCUGCUUCUCGCCUAUUGAGAAAUGGAUAAUGCUGUUGAUGGACUAGACAAGGCUUCGAUCGCAAACUCAGACGGACCCACAACAGGUUCUCAAACACCUCCCUUCAAGAGAAAGGGGAAACUGUCCACCAUAGGCAAAAUCUUUAAGCCUUGGAAAUGGAGAAAAAAGAAGACCAGUGACAAGUUUAGAGAAACCUCAGCAGUGUUAGAAAGGAAGAUUUCUACAAGACAAAGUAGAGAGGAGCUGAUAAGAAGGGGAGUGCUUAAGGAAUUGCCUGAUCAAGACGGAGAUGUAACGGUAAACUUUGAAAAUUCAAAUGGGCAUAUGAUAUCGAUCGGCGAGGAAACCAUACAGGAGGAAAAUGUAGUAAAGUCUGAAGAAGGUAAUGGCUCUGUGUCUGCGAAAGCUACAUCUCUGGAAGAAAAAACAGAAGAUAAGAAAGAGAACCCUGAAAACUGUUCUGAAACAUCGACACUCCCCGUUCCUGGUCCACCUCCUCCUAAACCUAAGCCUAAAUCCAAACCCAAAAAAACAACGGCCCCACCCAAAGGCACUACAGCUGUGGGCAGCCACAAGGGUGACGAAGCACCUGCUGUUAAAAAAAAUGCCAAGGCUCCCAGUAAGCAGCCCCCUGUCCCUCCACCCAAGCCGACAAGUCGCAAUGUGAAUCGGGAGGCCGCAAGCUCCUCUCAUUUAAAAAAAGCAAGUGUCUCCAAGUCGGCAUCUUCACCAUCAACUUCGUCUUCCUCAUCUCGUCCCAAAGCUGCUAAGGAGCCAGCAUCUAGCAAAACAGGGAUAGCGGGAACUACAAGAGGCAAGAAAAAAACCGGGAAGCAGUCAGCGACCCGAACACCAACAGAUGGAGCUACUUCUGGCUUAGCCAACACCUCAGGAGAUCAUUUAGACACCAAGGAGGAAAAACUUAAGCUAGAGCAAACUCUCCCCACUUCUGAAGAGCAGAAUUCUGAUGACCAACAGAGCCAGCCUGUGGUUCCACCCCCACCUACAGCUCCUCCACCUCCUCUUCCUCCUCCUCCCCCCACCCUUCCUCUCUCUCACACGAGUCAGUGCGCUCUUUCCUCGGACACUCCAGUUGUGACAAUUAACAGUGGGGGCGGCCCGCCUUCCUCUGACUUGGACUCCACUCAUCCUCUCUGGACUGAAGAGCCGACCAACAAAACCACUGCCCCAUCAGAUCCUGGCCUUGAUGUUAGCAGAGAAAGGGUGAAAUGUCUCAACAGUUUGACAACCAAAGAAGAGCUGGUAAAGGAAACCCCUUGCCUCGUGAUUCCUGUGUUGAUGGGAGAGACCUUCAAUACUUCCAGGGCUGAAGGUCACCGAGAGAGCCAGAUCAAUGAUUCUGAUUCUGAUGGACCCAUUCUCUACACCGACGAUGAGGAUGACGAUGAUGAGGAUGACACCAGCGGUGAAAGCACUUUGGCAAGUAAAAUACGUCGUAGAGAUACACUCGCUAUCAAACUUGGCAACAGACCAUCGAAGAAAGAAUUGGAAGACAAGAACAUCUUGCAGCGAACAUCUGAAGAGGAGAGACAGGAAAUCAGACAACAGAUUGGAACAAAGCUAGUCAGGAGACUUAGCCAGAGGCCUACAACAGAAGAACUAGAGCAAAGAAAUAUCCUUAAGCAAAAGAAUGAGGAAGAAGAACAAGAAGCAAAAAUGGAACUAAAACGCAGGCUCAGCAGAAAGCUCAGUCUGAGACCUACAGUGGCAGAGCUGCAGGCCAGGAGAAUCCUACGGUUCAACGAGUACGUGGAGGUCUCGGACUCCCCAGACUAUGACCGGCGGGCAGACAAGCCCUGGGCCAGGCUAACUCCUGCAGAUAAGGCAGCAAUAAGAAAAGAACUAAAUGAAUUUAAAAGCACAGAAAUGGAAGUACAUGAAGAGAGUCGACAGUUUACAAGGUUUCAUCGUCCAUAAUGUAAUGGAAGACUAUUGUGAAACAAAUACUGAUAACCUUUGGGGAAAGUGAUGCUUCCUGAAGACCUGAUAUUGCACUGGAAUGAGAGAGAGAGAGGAGAGAGUGUGUGUAUGUGUGUGGGUGUGUGUGUGUGUAUGCUACAGCUUAACAUGUGGUUAAAGAAGAGAGUGACCUUCAACUUUAUUGAAGAAGGUGUACUCCCCUUUAUUAGAGAGCUCCAAUGCUGGAGGAAAGGGAAAGUGCACAGUGAUCCUUUCUUCCUAGCAACUGUGUUGAUAAUAAGAAGUAUUAUGGUUUCCAUCACCAGUUCAUGUGGUUUUGUUAAUUUUUCUUCAUCAGAAUUUUUGACCGAGGAAGAUUAGCAGAAGACAAUCAUUGGGCUUCCUGAUGCCAGGAACUCAAACCUUACAGCAUGAUAUUCAAGGAAAACUGGGAGUGGGAUUGUGGGGAGCGAGACGGGGAGGGGAGGGAAAAUAAGAAAAAGAGCACUUCACUUGUUAAGUUAGCAAAGAAAUGAGGAAAGAAUGAUAGUGACAGUUACAAAAUAGGAACUCAUGGACUUAUCCUGUGGGAAUUUCUUAAGACUCCUCCUAUCCCAGGAAUAUCGUUCUCAUUUCAUGAGUACUAAAAUACCGUUCAGUAGUUUCAGUUUGUGGUGCCAGUGAACCCAGUUGCCAGAAAUAAGUUUCUGAAUGUAUUCAUGCAUAUUUUCCUUAAAUACAGGAGGCUUAUACAGACUCUAACAAGCAUGCUUAAAAAAUAUGUUGCAUGUUCAAGUAGCAUAGCUAUACAUGCUUUACAUUUUUUAUACUCUUACCCGGUGUACCUUCAACAGCAAGCAUUAGGAUUUCAGGAGCAGGAAUUAAGGGCAGAUACAACAGAACCCUGUGUUUCUGGAUGAGAAAUGUUACUCUUGGUCUGUCCCACAAGUUUUGGUUUCUCAACAUUACAAGCAUCCCCUGAUUGGAGAUAGAGGGUAUUGACUAACAUGACAUCCUUCUAUUCUGAAUCCAAACAAAAACAUUAUAGAUACAAGUGUACUGUUUUGACUAGGCCUGGACAGUGAUGAACAAGCCUACAGUUUUUUUUAGCUUAAGUGCUGCAUUAAGUAGAUCCCUUGAAUCACUGCUACCAAAAAAAAAAGAAAUGUGAAUCAAUAAAUACUUAUUGAGGGCCUUUAGAAAACUGCCUGUUAAAUUGUGUGUGAAGAAUGCCUAGUUGCUUCUUUAAAACUCUGUAAAUUGCAUUUGGUAAUACAUGAGUACAUUUUAUCAAAGUAAAAUUGUCAGUAACAUUAGAGUUUUCAAAGUAACAUGUGGCUUCAUUAUGAAGUUGAACCUACAUAAGGUCUUUCACCAUCUUAGAGCAUUGUUUACACAAAGAAAUUUUUUAAUGUCUUACAUGCUAACAACUUUCCUUUGAGUAGUGUUCACAGAAUGACAUUUCUGUUCCCAGUGCCCAUCGUCGCCAUACUUGUUCUCUUUAUCCUUUUUCAAAAGGGAAAGCAAUUGGAAAUUUUUUUUAAACACUUAAAAUCAGAAUGGUAAUGCAAUAUGGAUAAUAGCUUUGCUUUUUCACCCCAGAGUUUGGGAUGGAUUCUCUGGCAUUUUGCAGUUCAGAAUAUGGAGAUUGUAAUUUUAGAUUUCAGACCAGAAGCAAGCAUGCAAUCUAGUAGCUAAAUUUAGAUAUUUUCAAGAACAACUAAAUGUGGAGCUGUUGGAUCAUUUUUUAUAAAAGACUUAAAAAAAUCAUCUGGGUCCUCUUUAUUGGAAGUAGUUUAACCCAAUGACUUUAUUGGGGUUAUAUGUUGGUGUGACAUUGGGACAUUUUCAGAUUCUGUUUAACACUUUGCAGGAUAAUAAUGGGGAAAAUUAAUAAUUAGAAUAGCCAGUAAUUUAGAAUUGAAUUAGAAUUGAAUUAGAAUUAGAAUAGAAUCGAUUGGGAAUGUUAAAAGCACAGAAAAAAAAUUAACAGAUUCUGUGUUAUUUUCUGUAAAUAGAGAAGGUAGUUUUGUUGCAACAAGUAAACAGUGCAAAAGAAGGAUCUUCAUUUUCAUUUAGAAUCUGAUGACUUUCAUUCCAGAUAAUGGGAUUCCAUUCCAUUGCAUUAUUCUCUAAGUAACAAAUAAGCCCAGUUCUGUCUUUUGGUGUUACAAUCAUGAAAAACCUCACUGAGAAGAAGACUUACGUUACACUGUGUCAUUUACGCUGUGUGUGUUUUUCACUGUUAUGUGCGAAUGCUCACAGCCAAUUUCUCAAACAGCAUGUUGUGUUCUAUCCAGAUAGAUGUGCAUUGUCAUUAGAAUGCUCCCUAACAGUGCUCUCUCCAAAACACGUAACACAUAUGGUAGUUGCCUUGCUGAAAACCCUCAUGUUAUCAAAAGCUUGAUGCCAAGUUAUCAAUGGUAACGUAGGCAUUGGGAAAAAACGGUUGGAAAUUAAUGGAAAUAGUUCCCAGGUCUUUCACCGUGGGUGAAAUUCAAGAGGGUUUAUGGAAGAUGAAAAAAAAACCUACCAAAGUUUGUUUUAAGCAAUCUGCUUUGCCUGAUCUUUUCUCUAGCACUUAUCAAUAGGUUAUUAGCAUCUCAAUUUUCAACCACUUAAAGUCACCAGUAAACAGUUGUAAACUGGGUUCUUUUGUUAAUGUUUAUGAAGUACAGAUAAAUGUUGCUUUGCGAUUCAUGCUUUUAGAAGGCAUUCCUUGAAGAGUCACAGAUGUAUUAUAAUAGCUGUGUUCCCUGUUUUUCCACUACACCCUAUCCAAACUGUGCUCUAAAAUAUAGUGUUCUUGCAAGAAUGCUUGUUUUGAUAAAAGGAGAUAUUCUCGUUAGUCAAAAAUGGAAGGGUUAAGUAGUCCAGUUCUCCUCUUCCUAAAGUGGGAAUGCCCACAGGCAUGAAGAGGAAAAUCUGUUUGGCCCAGUACUUUGUUCCCAGUAUGGGAUUGAUCUCACCUGAGCAUAUACUGUCAUCUACUGCAUAUCCCAUUUUGUGCUUUGUUAAAGCCAGACUUGGAAGAAAAGCAACAUAAAGCUGGAAAGGCAGGAUAUGUUUACCAAAAUAGCCAUUCUGAUCCCUUUAUAUAAUAGGAAACUCAAUUCAUUAUUCUGCAAGUGGGGGGACAUUAAAUUCAUGACUGUGAGCCAAUUUGUAUUCUGAACAGCAAGGCUUUAACAAUUGUUUAUUUAUUAUUAUUAUUAUUGUAAGUACCAGACCGCCUCACCAUCAGCCCAGUUUCCAGGGACAGUGAAUGUAGAAAUGUGUAGUUGGUGCUUUCCAAACAAUCCUGACUCACCUCUCACCAGUCAUUCUAUAACCACUGACCUCCUUUUUGCCUGCCUUCUUAAUAUGGGAGAACCUAUGAAAGCUCCCCAUCCAUGUGUGUGGCUCAGUGGAAAGAGCACAGGCUUUGGAGUGAGAGGUCAUGGGUUCAAAUCCCGGCUCCACCAAUU